Molecule: messenger RNA, 853 nt
Organism: Alexandromys fortis (reed vole)
Lineage: Eukaryota; Metazoa; Chordata; Mammalia; Rodentia; Cricetidae
Gene: Rps19bp1
Product: ribosomal protein S19 binding protein 1
Exons: 4
Coding region: 50-472 (140 amino acids)
Cellular component (GO): nucleolus
Molecular function (GO): enzyme binding
Source: RefSeq, a predicted model, not a curated record
CACCGCCAGGGCGGAAGUAACGCGCGGCGUGUGGGCGGGGCUCGGCAACAUGUCGGCGGCGUUGCUGCGGCGGGGUCUGGAGCUCCUGGCGGCCUCAGAGGCCUCUCGUGCCGCCCGCGGCCAGGCCAAGGCGAACGGGGCUCCGAUGAAGCGGACCCGGAGGGCCAGGGCGAAGGCCUCCCAGGCCCUUAAACUCCGGAACUCAGCGAAGGGAAAGGUGCCCAAGUCCGCUUUAGCCGAGUACCAGAAACGACAGAGUCGAGACCACCUCAAAGCAAACCUGAAGUUUAUGACCAGCGUGAGAAGCACCGUGCCAGAGUCUGUGACCCAGCAGAUUCUGCAGCAGAACCAGGGCCGUAAAGCUUGUGAUCGGAUAGUGGCCAAGACGACAAAGAAGAAGAAGAAGGCUGAGGGCACUGUGUUCACUGAAGAAGACUUCCAGAAGUUCCAGAGGGAAUAUUUCGGCAGCUAGGCUUCCUGAAGGAAUGGUGGGGACAGAAAGCACUAACGUCCUUUGACUGCCAUAUCUCUGCUGUCUCUGUGGCUGUGCAGUGCUGUGACAUGGGCGACCAGCAGGUGGCAGUGCAAUCCUGCCUGACUCAGGAAGCCCUAGAGCUGGUAUCCCAGGGACACUGGACUAGAGCUGCAAGCCCUGAGGCAGAUUUGCACUCAGAUUGAAGUGGAUUUCUGCCAUGUAUACCCUGCCAGAAAAGAUUCUGACCUGAUAUCUUUGACCAGGACAGGACCCUGGGGUUAUUUGCUGUGAAAUAGGGCCAGGUGUGUGGCCCUCUCAGACCAUACCUCCAAGAACUUCAAGUUGGCUGUUGAGUUCAAGUAAAUGGAUUUGAACAAA